AUGGAAGCCACAGCAGAAAUGCGAGAAUCCAUUAUGGCGGAAAUUGAUAACCUUAAAUUACAGCUUGAUCCCCACCGUGAAAAAGCACAAGAAGUUUUCAGCAGCCACCUGGAGCAGUACCAGACCAUAGUUGGACCCAUCGCUGAGGAAUACCAAAGAAGGAGUGAAGCUGAAAUGGCUGCCCUCAAGGCCAAGCUGGAGCCAAUCGGGGAAAAUCUGAGAGAACUAGUACCACGUAAUGUGGAGGAAACCAAGAACGCCCUAAUGCCUAUUUUGGGAUUUUUGAAGUCAAGGGGGGAAACAUGGUUGCAGACAGCAAAGGAGCAUGUUGGCCCCUACAUCCAAGCAUACAAGACUGAGAUCAAGAACUUUGUAAGAAAUACAAAGGAGAGGGCAGGACGGAUCACAGAUGAAGAGUGGACAUCCCUGCGUGAGAAGGUCACAGCACACGGCCAAAAAAUUGCUGAAAAUCUCAUGGAAAUUAAGAGGGAUAUCUUUGGUUAGUCAUCCCUAAAUCCGCUCUACUCUGUUCUUUUAACCCCACCUUUCUAUAUCCAAAAUCCAUUCCACCUUCAUCUCCAUGACAACUUUCAACAAACCUUUGAAUACACUCACACAACCACAUGCUUCACUCUCUACAUGUCAGGCCGAGCUUCUCUCAUGUAUGUGAAUUUACCAUCAUGUGUCCGAAUGAUUCUAUUGUGAUGAGGAAUAGAUCAAUAAACA
Molecule: messenger RNA, 726 nt
Organism: Cheilinus undulatus (humphead wrasse)
Lineage: Eukaryota; Metazoa; Chordata; Actinopteri; Labriformes; Labridae
Product: apolipoprotein A-I-like
Exons: 1
Coding region: 1-504 (167 amino acids)
Source: RefSeq, a predicted model, not a curated record